AUGCGAGAACACUUGAUUGACACAAUGUGCUUCAAGAGUUACGGCAUUCGAGUUUUCUCGGUUGGCGAAAACGCUGCUCGGAACCGCCCAGCCGAGCGAGCAAACGCGAGCGAUACCAUUGUUUUCCCAGCCUUUAGCUACCAAAGCGGUAUUGAAUUCGGACGCGAUGUUGCCCUAUGUACUUCUGAUAGCAGCGAGCUAUCAGGCGACAGGUCACCAAUAUUACCCGGAGGCAUUAUUUCAUCAGCCCCUGCAGUACGGAAGCUUGUCCCCACAGAAACAGGAGAAGAAUGGGUUGAUAACGGAUACGACUCAUCUUUCAGUGUCAUCAGUGUCAUUGACGCAAACAUUCUCGACUCCGAUGACGGCUCCAUUGACCGCAACGGGGGCCGAAUUCCAAGAGACCCUUAUGAACACCAAGGCGAUAGCCCGGAGUGGCGCGAUUGUUAA
Molecule: messenger RNA, 450 nt
Organism: Angiostrongylus costaricensis
Lineage: Eukaryota; Metazoa; Nematoda; Chromadorea; Rhabditida; Metastrongylidae
Source: the annotation of a GenBank genome assembly